Messenger RNA from Cheilinus undulatus (humphead wrasse), 2937 nucleotides. It is a transcript of the gene eya4, whose product is annotated as EYA transcriptional coactivator and phosphatase 4. Gene Ontology annotation, biological process: multicellular organism development; cell differentiation; negative regulation of extrinsic apoptotic signaling pathway in absence of ligand. Gene Ontology annotation, cellular component: nucleus. The transcript is spliced from 20 exons. Bases 388 to 2316 code for a protein of 642 amino acids. Gene Ontology annotation, molecular function: protein tyrosine phosphatase activity. The record is from RefSeq and is a predicted model, not a curated record. NCBI's taxonomy places the organism in Eukaryota, Metazoa, Chordata, Actinopteri, Labriformes, Labridae.
GCGAGCUGAGCAAUAAUGAAGUUGAGUGUAGUGCGUAUGAACAGCCCGGUGCUCAAACUUGGACGCAGAGUGAAAAUAAUGGUGUUUUUCGCUGAACUGAGCAGACAGGUCACUGAGACGAAGACUUGGGACUUGUCUGUGAGUUUGUAAACGUGUUUAAUCGAGUGUAAAUGACUCUUCGGGCUUUGUUUUUGGACUGUGGCUGGUAAUGGGCAGCAGUGGCUGAAGUGUGUAGAUCGAGUCAGUGACAGGCUGCAGACAGCAGGGAGAGCUGUGCGGACGACACUCUGAUUAUGAAAGUUUGCGACGAGUGAAGGAAAUCUGGGAUCUUUGCUGGGACGAAAAUAACUUUACACUGCAGUGUGUUGGAGGACAAACCAAGCAGCCAUGGAGGCCUCACAGGACCUCAACGAACAGAUGGUGAAGAAAUCACACGGUGAAUCUCAUGUUCCAGACCCUUCGGACGCCAGGUCUAUGGAAAUGCAGGACCUAGCCAGUCCUCAUAACCGUGUGGGAGGUGGAGAUUCAACGGGCUCCAAGCUGGACAAGAACAACCUUGGCAGCCCAUCCAUCACCACCAAUGGAACAGGAGGUGAAAACAUGACCGUUUUAAACACGGCUGAUUGGCUGCUGGGCUGCAGCAGCCCGCCCCCUGCCCCUGGCUCCAAGGACUAUGUGAAAACCGAGCCUAUGAACAACAGUGAUACAGUAACAACGACAGGCGACACAGUAUUGGACACAUACGCAGGCUCAGUCAUCACCAGCAGCGGAUACAGCCCUCGUUCAGCCAGCCAGUACUCCCCUCCGCUCUACCCCUCCAAACCGUACCCUCACAUCCUCUCCACACCAGCAGCUCCUCCCAUGCCCACAUACGCUGGUCAGCCCCAGUUUGGCAGCAUGCAGCAGUCCACUGUCUACACCGCAUACUCCCAGACAGGACAGGCAUAUGGACUGUCCACCUAUGAUCUUGGUGUAAUGCUGCCGGGCAUUAAGACUGAGAGCGGCCUGGCCCAGAGUCAGUCUCCUCUGCAGACGGGCCUCAGCUACAGCCCCGGCUUCACCACACCUCAGCCUGGACAAACUGCAUACUCUCCCUACCAAAUGCCAGGUUCUAGUUUCACUCCUUCCUCAGGCCUUUACGCCACCAACAACUCAGUGUCCAACCCCGCCAACUACACUGCCACACAGCAGGAUUAUCCCUCUUACACAACAUUUGGCCAAAACCAGUAUGCCCAGUAUUAUUCUGCCUCCACUUAUGGGACUUAUAUGACCUCAAACAGUGUGGACGGCACAGGCUCCACAGCCGCUUACCAGCUGCAAGACCCCACUCCUGCUCUGACUGGACAGGCUGCUGAACUCCACCCAGGGGAUUUUGACACAGUGCAGAGCCCCUCAACGCCUAUCAAAGAGCUGGACGAUCGAGCCUGCAGGAGCGGGGGUUCCAAGUCUCGAGGCAGGGGCAGAAAGAACAACCCAUCGCCUCCGCCUGAUAGUGACCUGGAGAGGGUGUUUGUGUGGGACCUGGACGAGACGAUCAUCGUCUUCCAUUCUUUGCUCACGGGCUCCUAUGCACAGAAAUAUGGCAAGGACCCUCCAAUGGCAGUAACUCUGGGUCUGAGGAUGGAGGAAAUGAUCUUCAACUUAGCAGAUACACACUUAUUCUUUAAUGACCUGGAGGAGUGUGACCAGGUUCAUAUUGAUGAUGUGUCAUCAGACGACAAUGGACAGGACUUAAGUACUUACAGUUUUGCAACUGAUGGCUUCCAUGCAGCUGCAACCAGCGCCAACCUGUGCCUGGCUACGGGCGUCCGCGGCGGGGUCGACUGGAUGAGGAAGCUGGCCUUCCGCUACCGACGAGUCAAAGAGUUGUAUAGCACAUACAAAAACAAUGUGGGGGGCCUGCUUGGUCCUGCUAAAAGAGACGCCUGGCUGCAGCUCAGAGCAGAGGUGGAGGCUCUGACUGACUCUUGGCUCACCCAUGCACUCAAGUCCCUGUCCAUCAUCAGCUCCAGGAGUAACUGUGUAAAUGUGUUGGUGACCACGACGCAGCUCAUACCAGCACUGGCUAAAGUUCUCUUAUACAGUUUGGGAUCAGUUUUCCCCAUCGAGAACAUCUACAGCGCAACAAAAAUAGGAAAAGAGAGUUGCUUUGAACGCAUAAUGCAAAGGUUUGGCAGGAAAGUAGUGUAUGUUGUAGUUGGUGACGGUGUGGAAGAGGAGCAGGCGGCCAAAAAGCACAACAUGCCUUUUUGGAGGAUAUCCAGCCACUCUGACCUGCUGGCUCUACACCAAGCACUGGAGUUUGAAUACCUGUAACUAUUUUAGCGCUAUGGACUCAUACAAUGUACCAUGGACACAGUCAGCCAGGCAGCCCCUUCUUUUGUAUAACUAUUUAAGAACAAAUACACUGCAACUGUUUUUGUGAUUUUUUUUUUGUCUUGUUUUUUGAACGUCUGGAUUUACAAACUCUGAACGGUCUUAAGAAGAAAGGAAGGGUUGACAAUGAAGAACUUUGGGAGAGGUAAAGAGGUGAUUUGAACACCCAGCUCAGCCCGCCUGGUCCUGAUGCUGGAAGUGGGCCGCUGUGAAAAUGACCCUUCUUGCAUCUGUAGCAAACUGAGAGCCUAAAAAGGCUUCAAACCUUCCCGAUCCAGGAGGACGUUUGGUUUGUUCUGGAGAACAAAUGAUCUUCAAACUACGAGGGCUUCUCUGUACAGGCAGCGUUCUGUGUGCGAGGAGAAAAGCUGCUUUUUAAGUGUUUUCUUCCUGGUGGUAUAAUCACAACACAUCAAUGCAGUCUGUGGCAGAAACUUGUGUAAAUUAUUUACAAUAAACUUAAAGGGCAGCGGUGAAUAUGUUCAAAGGAAGGAACCUUUACUUUUGGGGUCUUUUUUUGUUCUCUGGAUUUUUGUAAUUUUUGGGUGGGGGGGAUUGGGA